Messenger RNA from Chanos chanos (milkfish), 1037 nucleotides. RefSeq names its product ribosomal protein L5a (gene rpl5a). Gene Ontology annotation, cellular component: ribosome; cytosolic large ribosomal subunit. The record is from RefSeq and is a predicted model, not a curated record. Lineage: Eukaryota; Metazoa; Chordata; Actinopteri; Gonorynchiformes; Chanidae. Gene Ontology annotation, molecular function: structural constituent of ribosome; 5S rRNA binding. Gene Ontology annotation, biological process: translation; ribosomal large subunit assembly. The transcript is spliced from 8 exons. Bases 79 to 972 code for a protein of 297 amino acids.
UUUUUCUCAGUGCAGCGGGAGCAGUACCGCAGUCUGAAGACUUCUGUCUCCAGACUUUAGGAGAAUAAACACAGCAAAAUGGGUUUCGUAAAAGUAGUCAAGAACAAGGCGUAUUUCAAGAGAUACCAGGUCAAAUUUAGGAGGAGGAGAGAGGGAAAAACUGACUAUUUUGCUCGCAAGCGUCUGGUCAUCCAAGACAAGAAUAAAUACAAUACGCCUAAGUACAGGAUGAUUGUGAGAUUCUCCAACCGGGAUAUUGUUUGCCAGAUCGCGUACGCCAAAAUCGAGGGCGACGUGAUCGUCUGCGCUGCUUACUCCCACGAAUUGCCAAAAUAUGGUGUCACUGUGGGGUUGACCAACUAUGCCGCUGCCUACUGCACUGGUUUGCUGGUGGCACGCAGGCUUUUGAACAAGUUUGGUCUGGAUAAGGUAUAUGAGGGCCAGGUGGAGGUUACGGGUGAUGAGUUUAAUGUGGAGAGCAUUGAUGGUCAGCCCAGUGCAUUCACCUGUUACCUGGAUGCUGGUCUGGCUAGAACCACCACCGGUAACAAAGUGUUCGGAGCCCUCAAAGGAGCUGUGGAUGGAGGCCUGUCUAUCCCUCACAGUGUGAAGCGGUUCCCUGGUUACGACUCUGAGAGCAAAGAGUUCAACGCCGAGGUUCACCGUAAACACAUUUUCGGCCUGAACGUGUCGGAAUACAUGAGUCAGCUGAUGGAGGAUGACGAGGAGGCCUACAAGAAACAGUUCUCUCGCUACAUCAAGAAUGGUGUCACACCUGAAUCGAUGGAGGAGAUGUACAAAAAGGCUCACGCUGCCAUGCGGGAGAACCCAGUCCACGAGAAGAAACCCAAGAGGGAGGUGAAGAAGAAGAGGUGGAACCGGGCCAAACUCACUCUGGGCCAGAGGAAGGAUCGUGUGGCCCAGAAGAAGGCCAGCUUCCUCCGGGCCCAGGAGGCUGAAGCUGCUGAGUGAAAGGAUGGUUGACCCUCGCUCCAAAGAAAACGUGCGCCUUGUCCGAAUAAAUCGUUUGGAAAGAC